Molecule: messenger RNA, 5212 nt
Organism: Cyprinodon tularosa
Lineage: Eukaryota; Metazoa; Chordata; Actinopteri; Cyprinodontiformes; Cyprinodontidae
Gene: abcb4
Product: ATP-binding cassette, sub-family B (MDR/TAP), member 4
Exons: 26
Coding region: 104-3829 (1241 amino acids)
Biological process (GO): transmembrane transport
Cellular component (GO): membrane
Molecular function (GO): ATP hydrolysis activity; ABC-type transporter activity; ATP binding
Source: RefSeq, a predicted model, not a curated record
CAAACCCCCUUUUGUGCACAAUCAUUAUAGUGAAAGAGAAGAGAAUGAUGAAAAGACAGAUAAGAAGAAGAAGAAGAAGAAGGAAAAGGAGGCGAAGGAGCCCAUGGUUGGCCCAUUCUCCGUGUUAAGGUUUGCAGACAGCUUGGACAUUCUCAUGCUUUUAGUCGGGACUGUGAUGGCGAUAGCCAAUGGGGUGGUGCUUCCUCUCAUGUGUAUCGUCUUUGGAGACAUGACAGACAGUCUUGUUAACAGUGCAACCCCCCCCAAUUUCACCUUCUCAGAAAACAUGACCAACCCAUUAGAAGAGGAAAUGACGACGUUUGCCAUCUACUAUUCCAUCCUGGGAGCCGUCGUGCUGGUUGCGGCCUACCUCCAGGUGUCUCUCUGGACUCUGGCUGCCGGGCGGCAGGUUAAACGCAUCCGCAAGUUGUUUUUCCACAGAAUCAUGCAGCAGGACAUCGGCUGGUUUGAUGUGAACGAAACAGGAGAGCUCAACACACGACUAACAGAUGAUGUCUACAAGAUCCAGGAGGGAAUUGGUGACAAGGUGGGGAUGUUGAUCCAAAGUUUUAGUAGCUUUAUCGCAGCUUUCGUCAUCGGUUUUACCAAAGGAUGGAAACUGACUCUCGUCAUCCUGGCUGUGAGCCCAGCUCUGGGGAUCUCAGCUGCACUUUUCAGUAAGUUGCUGACAAACUUCACUACCAAAGAACAGAGUGCAUAUGCCAAAGCUGGUGCUGUUGCAGAAGAAGUCCUCUCUGCCAUCAGGACGGUGUUCGCCUUCAGUGGUCAAAAGAAGGAGAUUGAGAGAUAUCACAAGAACUUGGAAGAUGCUAAAACGAUGGGAAUAAGGAAGGCAGUCUCUGCUAACAUCGCCAUGGGAUUCACCUUUCUGAUGAUCUACCUGUCUUAUGCUCUGGCCUUUUGGUAUGGCAGCACCCUAAUCCUGAGUGGGGAAUACACCAUUGGAUCUGUGCUCACAGUAUUUUUUGUUGUGAUCAUUGGAGUGUUUGCAAUGGGGCAAACGUCUCCCAACAUUCAGACGUUUGCUAGUGCCCGCGGAGAUGCCUAUAAGGUGUACAACAUCAUCGAUCAUAAUCCAACUAUCGACAGUUAUUCAGAGACUGGGUUUAAGCCGGACCUGAUCAAAGGAAACAUAGAGUUCAAUAACAUCCACUUUAGCUACCCGUCCAGGCCUGAUGUCACGAUAUUAGACCAAAUGUGCUUAAGUGUGAGCAGUGGACAGACCAUGGCGUUGGUUGGUAGCAGUGGAUGUGGUAAAAGCACUACGAUCCAGCUGCUGCAGAGGUUCUACGAUCCUCAGGAAGGAUCUGUAUCUAUUGAUGGCCAUGACAUCCGCUCUCUUAACGUUCGCUACCUCAGGGAACUGAUAGGGGUGGUGAGCCAGGAGCCCAUCCUUUUCGCCACCACCAUCUCCGAGAACAUCCGCUACGGCAGACCUGACGUGACACAAGAGGAGAUUGAAACUGCUACCAAGGAGGCCAACGCUUACAACUUCAUCAUGAACCUUCCUGAUAAAUUUGAGACACUUGUUGGUGACAGAGGAACUCAGAUGAGCGGAGGCCAGAAGCAGAGGAUUGCAAUUGCUAGAGCAUUGGUCCGCAAACCCAAAAUCCUUUUAUUGGAUGAAGCAACGUCUGCACUGGAUGCUGAGAGUGAGACCAUUGUGCAAGCUGCGCUAGAUAAGGUGCGUCUGGGUCGUACCACUCUGGUUGUGGCUCACCGCCUCUCCACAAUCAGAAAUGCUGAUGUGAUUGCAGGCUUCCAGAAAGGUAAAGUUGUAGAACUGGGCACUCACAGUGAGUUGAUGGACAAAAAAGGAGUCUACCACACGCUGGUCACCAUGCAGACCUUCCAGAAAGCGGAGGAGGGGGAAGAUGAGGACGAGCUGUCAGCAGGUGAAAAAAGUCCCAUUAAAGACAUCAUGGAGUCUCCUCUGCUGAGGAGGAAAUCUACAAGAGGCUCUUCAUUCGCUGCUUCGACUGGAGAGAAGGGAGAGAAAAAGCUAAAGGAUGAGGAGGACAAUUUGGACGAGGAAGAAGACGUCCCCAUGGUGUCGUUGUUUAGGGUGCUGCUUCUCAAUGCUUCUGAGUGGCCUUAUAUUUUAGUAGGGCUGAUUUGUGCCAUCAUAAAUGGAGCGAUACAACCUCUCUUUGCCGUCCUCUUCUCCAAGAUUAUCACUGUGUUUGCGGAGACAGAUCAGGACCUUGUCAGAAAAAGAGCCAACUUCUUUUCUCUCAUGUUCGUCGUAAUUGGAGUUGUUUCCUUUGUCACCAUGUUUCUACAGGGAUUCUGUUUUGGAAAAUCUGGAGAAGUUCUCACCUUGAAGCUGAGGCUGGGGGCCUUCAAGGCCAUGAUGAGACAGGAUCUUGGGUGGUUUGAUAACCCCAUAAACAGUGUUGGGGCGCUCACUACAAGACUGGCUACAGAUGCAGCCCAAGUUCAGGGGGCCUCAGGUGUACGCCUGGCGACAUUCGCCCAGAACUUUGCCAACCUCGGCACCGGUGUGAUCCUGGCGUUUGUGUACGGCUGGGAGCUGACUCUGCUGAUUCUGGCCGUGGUGCCUGUCAUUGCUCUGGCCGGAGCCGUGCAGAUGAAAAUGCUCACCGGGCACGCAGCGGAAGACAAGAAGGAGCUCGAGAAGGCUGGAAAGAUUGCAACAGAGGCUAUAGAAAACAUACGCACCGUUGCCUCUCUCACAAGAGAACCAAAGUUUGAGUCCUUGUAUCAGGAAAAUCUGGUAGUUCCCUAUAAGAACUCCCAGAAAAAGGCCCAUGUGUACGGCUUUACCUUCUCCUUCUCCCAGGCUAUGAUCUACUUUGCCUAUGCAGCUUGUUUCCGUUUUGGAGCCUGGCUCAUCAUUGAAGGAAGGAUGGAUGUGGAGGGAGUAUUCCUUGUGAUUUCUGCCGUUCUGUUCGGAGCCAUGGCGGUCGGAGAAGCCAACUCCUUUGCUCCAAACUACGCCAAGGCCAAAAUGUCUGCUUCCCACCUCCUGAUGCUCUUGAACAAAGAGCCAGAGAUCGACAACCUUUCAGAGCAGGGAGAGUCACCGGAUACAUUUGAGGGUAACGUGACCUUCGAUAAGGUGAAGUUUAACUAUCCUACAAGGCCAGACGUGCCCGUCCUACAAGGCCUGAAUCUGAGUGUGAAGAAAGGAGAGACUCUGGCCCUUGUUGGGAGCAGCGGCUGUGGAAAGAGCACCACCAUCCAGCUGCUGGAGAGGUUCUACGACCCCAGAGAGGGCCGAGUGGUGAUGGACAGCAUUGAUGUGAAACAGCUGAACAUCCACUGGCUCAGAUCUCAGAUUGGCAUCGUGUCCCAGGAACCGGUGCUCUUCGACUGCACUCUGGCGGAAAACAUCGCCUAUGGCGACAACAGCCGCAAGGUGACCAUAGAGGAGAUUGAGGCAGCCGCCAAAUCUGCCAACAUUCACAGCUUUAUAGAUGAAUUGCCUCAGAAAUACAACACUCAGGCGGGCGAUAAGGGAACGCAGUUGUCUGGUGGUCAGAAGCAGCGAAUAGCCAUCGCCAGGGCCAUCCUCCGCAACCCUAAAGUGUUGCUGCUGGAUGAGGCUACCUCUGCUUUGGACACAGAGAGUGAGAAGGUGGUGCAGGACGCCCUGGACCAGGCCAGCAAAGGCAGAACGUGCAUCAUCGUGGCGCACCGUCUGUCUACCAUCCGGAACGCCGACCGCAUUGCCGUCUUCCAGGGAGGCGUGGUGGUUGAACAGGGGACGCAUCAGCAGCUGCUAGCAAAGAAGGGAGUCUACCAUAUGCUGGUCACUACACAGCUGGGCCACGGGACAGAGUGAGGGGACGGUGGGAGUCACUAUUUGUCCUGCUGAGGGAUUUAAAGGAACUUAGAGGAGCACUUUCUGCCUUCUUUUAGGUUGUUUUACAUUAAGGCACUUUCACUGAUUUAUGCUCAAUGAUUUCAGUGAAACAACUGGGACUGAAAAAGAUGGCUAUGCCUCGUUAGUUACACUGUUUUAAGUUUAACUGCUGUGAUUUGCUGCUGUCACCUUAUAAAACUUUUUGAAAACAAAAAUAUUUUCCUUGAGAAAGUAGAAAAACUGGAUUGUAUUUGUCCGUUUCUUAGAAUAAAUGUUGAAGACUCACAUUUCAUUUUCUUUUAAGCAUGACAUCAGUUUAUCUAUCAGAUUAACUAAAAUGGUGCUCAUAAAACAACUAUGAUUGAUCUGAUUCAAUAAACUUGUGAAAUUAUAGAUUUAAAGCAAAUUUUAUUUGCAAUAAAUGUCCAGAUUUGGUUUAAAUCUGGUCUUUAUCAUAGAUCCCCUAACUCUCAUAUGAUUAGCUUUAUUUUUUAUGUCAAAUCUACCAUUUGCUUUAAUGUAAGCCUCAUACCUCUAUGCUUACCUGCAAACUGUGGCACAUUUUUAAACUGUUAAGAUAUUGAUCACCUCGCACUCCUCUUUACAAAACAAGUCUGACAUAUCAUUUACCAUGUAAAGUUGUGGAUCCCCAAAUUGGGGCUGAGGCCCCUUUUGUGGUUCUUGAGAUGCUCUCCAGACAUCAGAUAUGUAAAAAUGCUUGUUUAUAGCAGAUGUCAUAAUGAAAAGUGUUGGAUCGACAUAACUGACAUAAUUGUGGAGAAAGCAGAAUACAUUAGUCCUUCCUUAAACUUCCACAAUGCCAGCAUCUGUUUACUUCAGCAGUCUUUGUUUAGCAGGUUAAUAGAUUGAGGGACACUCCUGUUUGAAUGCUUUUAAUCUGGUUGACUCAGGUGUCAUAUAAACUGAUCAGAAAAAAAGACUGAAAAUUAUUUUGUUUAAAAAUAAAGUUAAAUAAGAGUAACAGCCAAUAAGAAAUCCUACAUUCUGCACUGAAACUGUUUUGUUCUGUUUGUUUGAAGAUUUAUAUAUUUUUUUGUAAUGCCUAAAUGUGUUAGUUCAUUUAAUGAUGGAUGGAUUGACUUUAUGCAGAUUCUGAUCUCUUGCAUAAAUGCAAUGUGUGACUUGUAAACAGGGAUCACUGAUGCAGAGCUGAUAUUCUGAGGGGAAUGUAUUCUGGUUAUUGAUACUUCAGUAAUAUUUGGGGGGAAUGAGUAAAAAUGAAUUGUGUAAUAAAGAUGUGUAUUCAAGCAUUGAUACCAUUUCUCUUUUUGUGUUUUACUAGCAAAGAAAACAGUCUGAUUCUGAUGUUUGUCACAGCAAAUAAACAUCAGAAUGCAUCUA